Molecule: messenger RNA, 10046 nt
Organism: Porites lobata
Lineage: Eukaryota; Metazoa; Cnidaria; Anthozoa; Scleractinia; Poritidae
Source: the annotation of a GenBank genome assembly
AUGGAUGUGCCAAAACCUUCAGGAGACGACGCUGCUAACUGCUCUGAGGCUGGCAACAGUUGCCCACCUCUUCUUAGUGUUGAUCUUCCUUCUGUGAGUGAUAUUACAACAAGAGCAAAGGAACCACAACUGCCUGUAGAAAUUGUGUUACUGACAGCGGAAAAAUAUGAGUUUUUGUCUUGUUACCAGCAGUUAAAAGAUCCAUACAGAUGGUGGUUUGAUGACCUUGGUUACGUUUACUUUGAAGAUGUGGAUCAAAAUCAAGAAGAUAGGGUGAAAGUUGCACUGCUGCAAUGUGAAAGAGGCAGUGUUGGUCCAGGUAGUGCCCUGAUUACGGCAAAGAAUGCAGUUACUGUGCUAAAACCCAAGGCAAUCAUUUCUGUUGGGAUAUGCAGCGGUCUCUGCAGCCCUGAGAAGACUCAACUGGGAGAUGUUGUUGUUUCAGCUAAAGUUUCAACGUAUGCUUCCAAAGUAGUAACAAAUAACCAAGAGCAAUCAACUGGUAUGAGGAGUUAUGUAAGCAAACGCUUUCUUAAUCUUAUCAAGAAUUGUGCAGAUGGCUGGCAGGCACCUUUGAAGAACUCUGAAGAUCAUGAAGUCAAAAUUCACUGUGGUGAAUUUCUUAGUGGCCCAGAGCUUGUCAGUGCUGACUGGCGACGUAAACAACUUGCUGAGCUUCAUCCCCAGGCAGUUGCCUUGGAGAUGGAAGCUGAAGGUUAGUUGACUGCUUGAAAUUCCAGCAGGAUUCAGUGUUCUCCCCAGGUACUUAAGGCUAGGUUUGCCGCCUGGCUUAAUUCACUGGAAAAUCAUUGCCGCCUGGCUUAAAAACCAAAGAUUUAUCCCAAUGGAAGCUUAUGUUGACAUCUAGAACUAGAAUCUUGGACAAAAUAAAUCAAAAUGGGAAAUUUAUACCCCCCUCCCCCUCCCCCCCAAAAAAUCGGGGAUGGGAAAAUGGCGCGUUUUGGCUUUUGCACGGCUUCAUCUUUGAUUUACAUGUAGGGGGAAUGGGGGUUUGCUGUUCCAGUUAUUCUGUCCAAGAUUGUAGGUACUUCAGAGACAAAAUCACACAACAAUGUUGAUGAAACAUUUUCUAUGGUGUUUUCAUUUGUUUGUUUUCUUGGAAUUAAUUGUAUAUAAGAGUGAUUUACCGUUGGAUGAAUAAACCUGUGAUGCAUUUGUUUCGUCAAACGGCAGUCAUCUUGAAAUUGUCUGAGAAACACAAGGGCCCUUCAAGGAGCUUACAUGGAGUAAGAACUGAAAUUCCCGCUCUCACAUUUUAUGAAGUGUCACAAAUCACAGUGGAAAACUCAAGUCAACCCAAGACAUGUGGAACAAAAUUGAAAAGCUUAUCAAAACAAAUUGAGCUCUUUUUUUACUGUGGAAAAGAGACAGAAAAGUGAUGAAAAUCCGGUGGAAGAAGUUCAGUCACCUAAAAUGGUACCAAAUCUUCCAAAAUCGAUUAAUUCCAAACAUUGAAAAUCAGAACAAGACUUUGAUUAUGAGAAAGCAGCUACCAUUUAGGGGACUCAGAAAAAACAGAAGAGUAACAGUUACUUGCUAACCAAGUGAACAACUGAAAUUAAAUUUCCAAGUCUUCAUUAAAUUUUUUUCUGGCUACAGCAGGCUUCUUACAAACACUGUUAAAAAUCUCAGUCAGAGGAGCCCCUGGACUUCCCAAAAUCCUAGGGAGAACACUGUUUUUCUUUUGCAUUCAUUCGUGACGUGCUUAAUAUGCAUGCCUGGCACUAGCUGGCAGAAUGGCCUCUUUGUCAAAACCAUCACUCAUCAUCUCUAGGGUAGGCUGUUGAAUGAAGAAAAUGUACAUUUACAUAAGUACUAUUUUAUGUCCCUAACUUUUCAUGUGAAGAAUGGUUUUGACAAAAUAAUUAAUGAAUUAGUCACUACUUUUGAAGGUUACUAUGUACAGCCAGUGGUGAAUAUGUUGUGGUUUAAAUUUUUCCUUGGUUUAAAAUGUUCAAACUAGUUUAAUUUUUGUUUUUCUUUGUCUCUGAUUAUGGUAAUUGAUUUUAGACAAAGGAAAGUAAAAAUUAAACUGGUUUGAAAAAUUUUAAACCAAGGAAAACCACAACAUAUAUAUUGUUAACGUAAUAUGCUGCAAAAUUUCAUGUAUUUUCUCCUUUCCCGCUGGUGGGGGAGGGGAGGCCAAGCAGUCUUACACCCUGAACAUCUGCAGGUCCAGGUGUAAACCUUGAUGUUGCAUUGUUUUUUAAUUAGACAAGAAACGUUUAUGUUCCAAUCCGUUUCUCUUCACCCAGGUGUGUAAAAAGAUACCGGCGACGUGCUGUUGCACAAUGUAUAUAUAAUACAUAGAUUUAGCCAGGGCUAGAAGCGAAGCUCCCUUUAAUAUUUGUAAUUUCCUCAAAGAAAAUAUAAAAUCGAGUAAUAUUAAAGACAAGGUGAAAACAACGAGAACGACAAUUGCAACUUUGCAUGUGCAGCACACGUUUUUUAACAUUUCCUUGCCGUUGUUUUACACGACUAGAACGUGAAAACUUCUUUUAACUUCCUAUUUACAUGUUUUAUGGAGGAAAUGUAUCAUAUUUUGUGUUCCUGUUCACUCUGUUUUUUCACUGCCACUCAUUUUCACUUUGGUAGCCGCUGCAUUUCUCAUUUUCUAACCGCCGCUAUAUAAUUUUCGUGUUUUUCUUCCAACGAAAUUGGCCUCCGUUGUUAUUUAUUUCUAGCUCUAGCUCUUUCCCUGUUAAUGUAGACGUUAAAAUUUAGUAGAAAAAGGGCUUGUUUUUGUUGUUGUUGUUGUUGAUGUUGUUGUUUUUUUCUCUCUAAAAGUCCGGGCGGCCAGAUUUACCGCCGAAACGAGCGAGGUGCUUGAAAUGCAAAAUUUCACCUCAGCUAUAACAUAUUCUUCCCCCGACGGGCUGACGUCUGACUUGCUUCCCCCUCCCUCAGCGUCUGUACAGACGGGAAGUCGUACGCUGACGUUAUAAGCAAAUUUUCUUGGAUGGAUAGAUUACCAAAUUUUCUUAGCUAUGGGGCUCCGCGCGCGAGGAGCUCCCCUAUGACCCUGCAGUAGAAUGUUAUCUCCUCUAGGGGGUAUCCUAUGUGGCAGGCAUUUGUAAGGGAAGGAAGAGGAAGAAUAAACUGAAGGUGCGGGGAACACUCUUUACGUACUCGCAGACCGUAACUCGCCCUUUCUUUUUCUCUUUAAAUACCUGCCAUGUCUGCUACUCCAGGUCAGAGUAGCAUUAACUCUAAGUGCCGAGUUAAGCUCUGCCUGGUUGGGCUUGUGGACCCGUAACAAUGCACCUUUAUCUUCUCCUUCUUUCCAUUAAGGAUUAUAAUACUAUUUUGUGGCAGGCAUUUUUACGGCUGCAUUUGACAGUGAGAUUGAGUGGCUGCUGGUUAAAGGAAUUGCUGAUUUUGCAGAUGGUGCUCACAUGACUACAGAGAGUUGGUGUUCCUGUGCUAGUGUGAUGGCGGCUUCUCUGGUAAAGCAUAUCCUGGGCAAUCCUGCUGUUUUUCGUUCUUGGCCUCAUUUUGAUGGCAAUGUUAGUACGUGAAUCUUAAUUGGUUUCCUAUUUGGGGUGUCAUAAUUAUGGUUUUGAAACACGCUUUCUAUUAACAGAUCUAAUUCCUUCACUGAUAAAAUAACUCCCAGUUCAUGAUUCCCCACAAUUUGGAGGAGCGUUGAAAUGUCUUAACGGCUGCGAAGGAGACUAGCUUAGUUCUGCAACACGCUUUUGUUAACAGAUCUAAUUACUUCAUUGAUAAAAUAACUCCCUGUUCAUGAUUCAGCAAUUUGACUCUAAUUAAAAUUUAUGUCUUAUUUCGCCAGGAUACUUUGAACAGUAAAAGUGAAAUAUCACAAUAAUUUGUGUAGUUUUAUUACAAUGUACUUAUAAUAGUACUUGGUAGAAGCCUCCCUUCUCAUCACAUGUUUUAUGUUUCUUUGAACAGUUCGAGCUUCCAAACCAUUCGACCUAAAGCGGUGUCAAGGUCCGCUGCAGGCAUUCUACAACUCAAUGAACAUGGUACAGAUCACUCCAUGGAACCCAGAUGACAGGGUGCACAUUGAUGAAGUGUACACGAAUCUCUCAUGGCUGAGAGAUCAUAAGACUCCCCGUGGUACGAGUCAGAAGAAACUCAAGGACUACGGCGAGAUUUUCCAGGGCACCGAUCGCUUUCCAAACCCCAAACGAAUCCUUAUUUAUGGAAGACCUGGGAUAGGGAAGACCACUUUCUCUCAAAAAAUUGCUUUCGACUGGGCAAAUGACCGAAAAGAAAUCUUGAAAAAGUUCGAUGUUUUGUUGAUGAUUAGGUUGCGAGAUGUUUGUGGCUCAGAAGACUUUAGAGCUGUUUUAAAGGCUUCCAAACUAUUGGCCGCCGAUGACUCGAUCACCGUUGAGGACCUGCAUAAUUAUAUCCUUCAGAACCAAGAUAAAGUGUUACUAGUCCUAGAUGGCUAUGAUGAGUACCAUGCUGGAGCCUCGUCUCCCAUCGACCGGAUAAGAGAAAGAGAUCUUCUUAGAGAUUGCUGUGCUAUUAUGACUACCCGACUAACAGAGAUUGACAAGGUGAGGAGGUCAAGUGACGUCCAACUGGAGAUCAUAGGUUUUGAUACUGAAGAGCAAGUUAUAGAAUUCGCCAGCAAGUAUGUCGAUGGUGAAAAAGAAGCUUCGCAACUUGUAGAGUACUUAAGAAGAGAGAAGAUUUGGGAUAUAGCGAAGUUUCCGUUGCUUUUGCUAAUGAUGUGUCUAGUUUGGAGAGAUCGACAAUGUAAAGGAUUGCCCAAAUCAAAGCUAGAGCUCUACGAGAGAUUUGUGGAGACCCUGCUUUAUCAAAUGGCUUUAAAGGAGUCGGGCAAAAGUAUGAAAAGGAGCAGUAACGUCGUUGAAUUCUACAGAGAAGAGUUAACCAAGAUUGGAAAGCUGGCUCUAGAUGCUCUGUUACAGGGAACCCUUUAUUUUCCCCUCAAUCAGAUUCAUACCGAAAGUAAAAUACUGAGCGAAACAAUGAUCCGUUCUGGUCUUUUCCAGAUUUCUAAGCUGUCUAGUGCAUCUCCUGAUGAGAUUGUCUGUUUCCUUCACAAGUCAAUUCAAGAGUUUUUGGCAGCCUGGUUUAUAAUGCAUGAGGCAGGUCUCAAGGAUGGAAAGGCAGACUGUUUGUCAAGCAUCGAUUCACUAAGUAAAGUUUCAAAAGUGAAGGAAAUUCUUGUGUUCAUGCUGCAGUGGUCAGAAGAAAGUGCUAAAGCUGUAUUUAGUCUUCUUCAGUUGGUAGGAGAAAAAGAAGGUUUGACAGAAUACAACUUUGCUGAGGCGCCUAUCACUAAAGAUUUGUCAGAGGAUCAAAGAAAAUUUUGUACCUUGUGUUUGGAUUACUUUCAGUUCUGCCCGGUCGCAUACAUGCAGGCUGUGUCUCCACUGUUCGUAAACAGUGUUCACGGUGUUGUAGUGGUAGGCAGGGAUCAGCGACGUAGCAUUGCCGAAAAGAAAGUAUUGAAGUUUUUAAAUUCAUGUAAACCGAACUAUUUAUUGUUCGAAAAUUCAAGCUCAUACAAGGAUAAUCAUUAUAUCUUCUCCAUGAUGUGUGAUUUAGAAGCUGUUAUUGUAACUUGUUAUGGCGAAACCAGGUCUGUGAAUGAAUGCAUGUGCCACGCUUUUAGUGAAGAUACUUUCUGCCUAAAGAAAGAAGAACAAAAAAUGGUUCUCUGCCUAGUCCUUGUCAAUGAGUGGAUGCUGAGCCAGUUAAAACUACUCAGAGUACUAACAUCAUCAGAGUCUCCACAGACUUCUCUUGAAAUGCCGUCUAUUCGCACAACAACAACAUCACGUCGGGUUCAGAAGCACUCUCUAUCAUAUGUCAGGGAGAUUAUACUUCUGAUUUCGAGUAUCUCUGGUUUACAACGUGCGAAUGUGAAUGGUUUGUUACCUUUUCUCAAGAGACCUCAAGUGGUGUUUAUUCGUGCACUUUCUCAUAGAAACGCCUACCCUGGUUUGUUGACACGUUGUUUUCCUGAGGUUUUCGCUUAUUUUACGGACAAUCUCUACAGGCUAACACUCAAUAACUUAAAUUUAACAGCUACUUGUGUCUCUGAAAUCGCCAGGUCACUACAUCAGGCCCCUAAGCUACGACUGCUUGAUUUGUCAGAUAACAGGUUCUGCAGUGCGGAACGCGAUAUGGCAAAUGAAGAUAAAGAGUUCCAGUUACUUGCCAUUUCACUCAAAUAUCUGGUACAUUUACAAGUGCUGAGGUUAUCAGGAAACCCUCUUGGUCGUGGGCUUAUUCAUGUAGCCAAAAACUUACACAGUAUGCCUCAUCUGACUGGGCUGAGACUGUCUAAAACACAGAUGGGUGAAGAGGAAGUUUUAUCUAUAGCCGGUAGUUUACAUAAUGUUUCUCGUUUAACGGUCCUUGAUUUGCAUUGUAACAAGCUAGGUCGGGGUAUUUGUGAGUUAUGUCAGCACCUGCACAGUGUUCCUCACCUGACCGAGCUGAACUUGCGCGAUACACAAAUGGGUGAAGAGGAAGCCACAGCUGUAGCACGUGCUCUGAAGGAUUUACCAGAGCUGGAAAAGCUUAACCUAUCCAAAAACCCACUGGGUCAUGGGAUCACAGAACUCAGCCGGCAUCUCAGUAGUGUUUCUAAGCUGACUCACCUAUUCCUGACUGAGGUUCAAAUGACAAGGGAAGAGGCCAGUGAAUUGUGUACAGCGGUGCGUGAAAAGGAGAUCUACCUGGACACAGAUUACCAUGUACGUUUUUUCUUUUUUUUUUCACUUUUAUGAAUGUUCUAUAUAUUCUUUAACUAUUGCGUGAUGUUGUUCUUAUUAUUCAAUCUCUUUUAGUAAAUUACAUUUAAUAACUUUUAUCACGAGCCUACGAUCCAGAUUUCGUCGAUUUUUUUGGUUUUUUUUUGGUGGGGGAGUAUAUGGAUUUUGUUAGUUUGUUUUAUUCCUAGAUGUGAGGCAAAAAACGGGUCUAGGAGUUUUAGACGACAGAGUCCAGGACUGAAAAAAAGGACCUUGUUUGAGCGACAGUUCACUGUCAAAUAGGACAUACAAUCAUGAAAAAUAUAUAUAUAUAUAUAUAUAUAUAUAACAACAGGAGUUUCCUCUGGCCUUUGUUUCCGUGCGAAGCCAUUGCUAUGAAAAUGAAAUUUAAUUCGCAUGCAAAUGAAACUCAUUAUCACCUGAAAAGUUUUGCACUUAGCCCACGUUUUGAAGUUGAAGGUUUUUAGAACACAGAAAUGGCCUAUUUAGUAUCAGAGAUUAACGUUUCCAUCCCUGAAAUGGCCAAUUAUUUUGAGACAAGGAGUCUGAAAAGACACGUAUAAGGAAACGAUCUGCUACGGAACACUUCUCAUUGCCGUUGCUAUGUAAACGCAAUUGUUGCCAUCCACUUUGCACAUGUUCUCCGAAUGAACCGUUGUCCGUAUUAAGCGGGUUGAUUUUAGAGAAAACAUAUGAGCUGUUCGCCAGGACAAACGAAAGUGGCAGCUGUGCACGGGCGUCCGUGAAGCGGGAUUCCACUGUUUUCAGAAGUUUUGCAGUUUUCCAUUAAAGGAAAACAAAGGAGCUUAACAUUUUCAGGAAACCGAAUCCACUUUAUGUUACUCAUCAUUCGCUUGAUUUUGUUUUCGCUAACGCAUUUAGGUCUGCAAUUAUGACAAGAGAAACUGGCGAGUACGCCAAGGGCUAGAUUAAAAGAGCGAUGAAAAGGAACUUUGGAGGAGAUUGAAUAUGACAAGAGUGAGAGACAAAAGCAUGGGUGAUUGCGUGAAAAGCGGUUUGGGCACAACUCUUUGCAAAUAUGGUAUGUAUAUUUUAAAAGUAGGGCACCCUCAAGUCCUCAAGUCGUGGUGAGCGUUUUCCUAUUUUCACUUCUUUAGUUCGUUUUGUCGUUCCAUUUAUCAUUCCGUCGUAUCGCGGUCGUCCCGUUUCACCGUUUCUUCGUUUCGAUUUGUCGUUUUAGCUCUUGAACUGCGCUGGACUGUAAACAAUAGCGCUGUAAUUCACAUAGACAGUAUGUUACAUGAGAGUGUUGUUCAAGAACGGUCCCCAUAGUAGGGUUUUUUAAAAAAGCCGGCGUCUCGUUUACAGGGGAUGGAUGAAAACGGAGGUUGAUGUCAAACAUCGAACAUUAUAAAAUUAUACUACUAGCAUUACGCAUGCUUUGUAAGGGAUUUCCAUCGUUUUAGCAUUUUCAUGUGGACAGGCGAAAAUGAUUCUAAGACGCUACGUGAGGACGCGUAUAUUUUUGGAAACUGGGGAAGAAUCUUCAUACGGCAAAAUUUUAUGCAGCAAGUGACCUAAUAAUAGCCCACUUCCAAAGAAACGCCUCUUAUCUAAUAAACGCCACCUCUACGCUGUUAGACGCCCCUCUCUAAUGAACGCCCCCUGUCUAAUAGACCCACUCUGAGAAUUGCUCCAAACUACUAGUGAUUAGCAAACAUAGGCACGUUUAACGUGCAUGCAUGAGCUAUUUUAAAUGCUUCAGUGUAACCGUACCAGUAAUCUACUAUGUUAAUCCUAAAUUUAGACUAUUUUGUACAUUGAUGAAAACACGAGACGCUGCCCACAGUUGCGUCGAUCCUCAUUCUAUAGGUUCACUUUUCUUUGUCUUUCCUUCGGACAUCUUGGGCGAAAUAAACAAAUUGUUAAAGUAGAGGGAAGACUCGAAGGUUUCUUAAUGGUUUCUUAAGAUAAUGUGGUUCGUCGAAUACCGAAUAGCUCAGAAAUGUUACUAUUUUCAUCAUCGUUGUAGAGGAGUGCAUUAUCAUUAUUCACGAGGUUGUCACGUGCAAUUCUACUUCAUGGAACAGUCUUUAACUUAGAUGACUUGAUUCUACAACUUGAUUCUACAUUCUAAAAGUUAAAGAAAAGAGCCUUUACUUAAGGCACUGGUUACAAAACUAAAGAGGUCUUCAUAUGGUCAACUUACUAUUAUUUACUGUGAAAAGCCAGUCUGCGUGAGAUGUACAGUGACACAGUUUGCACGUGAAAGAGUAGGACUUUCGUGGUUCGUACGUGAGGGAAUUCGCGUUAUCACACAGUAAUCUAGCACGUGAAAUGUUAGAUAUUGUCCUUUUAAAAUUCUUACGUAAAACAAUGCAAAUUGUAGUCUUCCACGCAGAAUUUCUUAGAGGUUCUCGCUCGACAUACGUCUGCUGACCCGAGUGGUAAAAAAGGUAAAAAACGUAGACCAAUCAAAGAACACUUACAGAUCUGGGAAGUGCACGCACGAGACCCAGCUUACGAAAAGACCACAAAAGGUUUCAUGAAAGACCUUUCAACAGGAGUAACAGGAGUAAACUACUCAGUUAACUCACACACCUGGAGGCUACCCUCACAAAGGCAUUGAAAAAAAUUACCUCAGAGCUUAAAUUUGCCGAACGGAAGACGGCCUUACUAUAAAACAAAGUGCGAAAAUAAAAUUCGGCCCCUCACUCAAAGAACAACUUUAUUCACCACUUGCACAACUCUCAUAAUGCACCUUAUUUGCCCCCCCAAAUUUUGCAUAACCUUUGUUUUUCAUUUCUCCUGGGUAUUGCAGCCGUCUUAAGAGAAAUUGAAACAAUGCUUAUGCAAAAUGAACAACUUUGCUGCAAGACUAAGCCAGAAACAUAAAAGAUAUUCUGACAUUCAUAAACAGAUACAGUGUGUACAAUCCGGUCGCAGUCCACAAAACUUUAAAUUCAACUGGGUUGACUCCCAAUAAUUUAUGUUGUCACCACAUGAAAAACAAGAUUGGUAAAAAUAGAAAAUUGUGAAUCGAUAUAGGAUGAAAAGUUAUUACCUGAAGUAAGAAAAAUUCUUUUAACUGCAACAAUGACACUGUAACAUUUUAUCAUAAUACCAUCAUUACCUAAUGAUUCAUUAUUUGCAUCUUUUUGUUUUUCUUAGAAUGGAGGCCACAAGUUUAUGAUACACAAAGAAAGAAAAUCUUUUGCUGGAACAAUUGCUUUUCUAUCAGGAGAUAAUCUUGGCUUUCAGUUAAUUGGAGGUUUCAAAGAAGGUCCUGGUGCUCACACUAAUGUAGACAUUGCAUGGGUUCAUCUAAUGCAAUAA